Anopheles arabiensis is the source of this 1664-nucleotide messenger RNA. RefSeq lists its product as uncharacterized. NCBI's taxonomy places the organism in Eukaryota, Metazoa, Arthropoda, Insecta, Diptera, Culicidae. The transcript has 2 exons. The record is from RefSeq and is a predicted model, not a curated record. The coding region runs from base 189 to 1532 and encodes 447 amino acids.
GUGUCCAUCGCGUCAUUCAGUAUUGGUGGGUGAUAGGUAAACAAUCGCGGAAACACAAUUUCACUCCGAAACAGUGAAAAAUCAGCUCCUUCUCUUCACACCAUCACCACGCAACGAGGCGCGAAGUGGUCCAAAACUCCCCCCGAACCCAUUGACAGCGCAAGUAAAGCGGAAAGAAACGACAAACCAUGGAAGGAGAGGCGCGUUUUGUGAUGGAUCGGCCGAACGAUCUCGAGGAGCAGCUAGCGCCCGGCUACCAGAAGGCUUUUACCUUCAACCUGCCGACGGUAACGCGACCGAUGCUGUGGGACUACAUGCUCCGCCUGAUGAAGGCCGUGUCCGGCAACGAUAGUCUCCUGAAGGCACUACAAUCGUGCGCGGAAAACAAUCCCGAGUACGGGGACGACUCCGUGGGCUGUGUGCAGCUGCGGCGCGAAGACACCUACUGCACGGUGAAGGGCCAGAUCCACACGAUCGGCCCGUGCGACGAUGGGGAAAAUAUGGAAAUCAAAAUCUACCAGCUGACGGUCACGAUCGACGAGGAGAACCACAAGGUGGAGUCGGUCGCGUGCAGCGACUGUGCCGAGCUCGGGUUUUGCCAGCACACGGUCAGCUUGCUGCUGUGGCUGCACACGCAGGACCAGCCCGGCACGCACCAGGACGUGGAGUGCUUCUUCCGCACGCCGCUCGCCACCGAGCUGGAGCAGAUCCCGGCGAAGCCGCCGGUCAACAAAACCAAAACGAAAAACUUCAUCCGCGAGAUCGUGCACGGCCUGCAGACGGAGGACAUCGACUGUCCGCUGCGGUGGAACUUCUCGUCGGCGAACAAAAAGUUCUCCAACCUGUCGAUUCACGAGCUGAUCAUCUGCGCGGUGAAAAACCGCUACUCGGUGGCGCAGUUUUUCGAGCACGCGCAAGCGGUCGUCGCGUCCGCGUCCGGCGUGCUGGCGGACAAGAUCAAGUUUCAGCCCCGCUCGAACUCCUGGUUCCAGGAGCUCCGGUACGGGCGCAUUACCGGCGCGAAGGUGUUCGAGUGUACGCAGCCGAACGCGUCCCCGACGCUGCUGCACGAGAAGAUACUGGGCUGCAACAAGGAGAUCGAUACGCAGCUGCAGCGCAAAAAGUUGGCCAUCCGCCAGCGGCUGGAAAAGUACACCAAGCGCACGUACGAGAGCCCGCGCAUCACGAUGAACGCGUCGUUCCCGAUCAUCUUCAACGUGCCGGACGGGAUCUGCCCCCAGCACGUGGUGGAAAUCAAGUGCCCCCGGUCGCACGAAACGAUGAAGAAGUACGUCACGGCGGACGGGAGCCUGCAGGAGAAGUACUAUCUGGAGAUGCAGGUGCACAUGCUAAUGUAUGGCGCGACGUCCGGCGUGGUGUGCGUGGCCGAUCCGAACUUCGAGACGAACAACGAGCUGUUCAUGCACUCGUUCAACCUGAACAAACCGUUCGUGAUGAAGAAGCUGCAGAAGGCGCUCGAGUACUGGGAGAACAACGUCUACCCGGAGCUGAUGGCGAACUGGUCGGAGUAAGUGUGCGUGUGGAUGGGGUGUGAGUGGCACGGUCCCAAAACUCUUUUCGGACAGGAACUAGAUGCCUCGGGACAGACAGUAGGGGACAGCAGGAACAGAAACCGGGCCAGAGAGAAUUCAGCAAAAAAAAAA